AACAAUCGUCUCAGCAGAAAGAAUGGCUGCGAUUUUUUACUGUAACUGUCGCAGUUACGGAAGAGCGUACAGUUUGCUUUGCGACACACAGCAUUGCCCUUCCGCCAAUUGCUCCUCCGUUCACGACUCGUCUAGUUUCGCCCGUCGCGCGGGCAGCUGGAGCUGGGUGGGGUAGGUUAGGACCAGGUGGGCGGGCGCUAUACCACCUGGACUGGCUUGCAUCUGAACGAAUCAGAGAGACGCAAAGCAGUGACUGUACUCCAGUCUAACGCCUAGUGCCGCUUCAGAGUAUCCACGCCCGACUUCUCCCGCAGCGUCGUUCACUUGCUCCCCGGCUUUCCGCCUCCACGGUAAAUCCUUCUACAAAAAGCUGUAAGAUUUACUUCGCUGAAGUAGAGUCAAUCAUCAACCUGAGAAGAAUCGGAAGCAGUUUUGAAACUAACGUCUUGAGCUUUCGCUGGCUAGGAUCAGCGGAGCGAGGACCUGCGGGUUUAGUAGUCGACUCAAAAGCGCUCGCUGGCGAGAAUCUGCGGGGCGAUCAGCAGCAGCAGCCGCAGCAGCAGCAGCAGCAGCAGCAGCAGCAGCAGCAGCAGCAGCAGCAGCAGCAGCAGCAGCAGCAGCAGCAGCAGCAGCAGCAGCAGCAGCAGCAGCAGCAGCAGCAGCAGCAGCAGCAGCAGCAGCAGCAGCAGCAGCAGCAGCAGCAGCAGCAGCAGCAGCAGCAGCAGCAGCAGCAGCAGCAGCAGCAGCAGCAGCAGCGGCGGCGGCGGCGGCGGCGGCGGCGGCGGCGGCGGCGGCGGCGGCGGCAGCAGCAGCAGCAGCAGCACAGCAGCAGCAGAAGCAGAGCAUGAUGGCACCCCUUCUCCCCUUCCUGCUCCUCCUCCUCCUCCCUCGCACCACCGACGCUCGACUCACCGUCGACGCGCUCCUCCGCGUCGCCUCUCGCCCAGCCGCGCGGGCCCUUCAAGUGCAGACGUGCACGGGGAUAACGCAGCCCUGCCCCGGCGGCGUCGGCUGCGUCGAGAACGCGCGCUUCUGCGACGGCGCGCCCGACUGCCCGGACGGCAGCGACGAGGACAGCAACUACUGCGCGAUGAUGUUUCCACCGGACUACGACUACGGGCCGCAGUGCAACCCCGAGCAGCAGCAGAUGACGUGCCCGGGCGGCGGGCAGUGCGUGGACGAGGCGCGCGUGUGCGACGGGAAGGCGGAUUGCGCCGACGGCAGCGACGAGAAGGCCAGCUACUGCUACGACUUUUAUUGCGACAACUUUGGGAGGGUGCAAUGCCCCUCUAAGAUGGGCUGCAUGCCGCCUGGCGGUGAGUGCGACGGCGUGAAGCACUGCGCGGACGGCAGUGACGAGGGGAGCCAAUGCCCCGGGUAUCAAGACCCAUCGACGACUGGAGGCAGCUCGACGACUGGAGGCGGCUCGACGUCUGGAGGCGGCUCGACGUCUGGAGGCGGCUCGACGUCUGGAGGCGGCUCGACGUCUGGGGGCGGCUCGACGUCUGGGGGGGGGACUGUUGUGCUGAGUCCGGAGGAAAUGGCGAGGCAGAAGAGGGAAGCAGCCGCAAGGCGGGCGGCUGCUAUUGCUGCUAAGAAGGCGGCUCUGGAGGCAAAGCGGAAGAAGCAGGAGGAGAAAGCGGCGGCAAUUGCUGAGAAGAAGCGGAAGCAGGAGGAAAAAGCGGCGGCCAUUGCGGAGAAGAAGAGGCUCCAGGAGGCGAAGGCUGCUGCUAUUGCUGAGAAGAAGCGGAAGCAGGCAGAAAAGGCGGCCGCGAUUGAAGCUAAGAAGAGGAAGCAGGCUGAGAAGGCAGCUGCGAUAGUGGCUAAGAGGAGGAGAGAGGCCGCAAGGGCAGAAGCUGUGAGCAACUAGAGAGGAACAGCCACCCACAAGAAGCAACCUUCACAUGAGCAACUCAUGUGCUCCAAUCAUACCCGUAAUCCCCCGUAUAUAACACCCCGGGUGCAGUACAAAAUUCAGGAAAAAAAUAGGGGGUGUGUGCUCUAUUUUGCGUUUAAGCUAUAGCACCCUAGUGUUAUAUUUGAGGAUGAUUUAUUAAAGAUGUGCUUUCUGUUGAGAAGGCUAGGACGCCAUGGAAUGGCAAGAGGUUUAGCUAGGGGGCAGAAAGUAUUGAGAGAA
This is a messenger RNA of Closterium sp. NIES-67, 2137 nucleotides long. Lineage: Eukaryota; Viridiplantae; Streptophyta; Zygnematophyceae; Desmidiales; Closteriaceae. The record is from the annotation of a GenBank genome assembly.